This is a messenger RNA of Rhipicephalus microplus (southern cattle tick), 4389 nucleotides long. Its product is annotated as gamma-secretase subunit Aph-1. Gene Ontology annotation, biological process: positive regulation of catalytic activity; protein processing. Lineage: Eukaryota; Metazoa; Arthropoda; Arachnida; Ixodida; Ixodidae. The record is from RefSeq and is a predicted model, not a curated record. Gene Ontology annotation, cellular component: membrane.
AGUUUAUUUAAUUAUUGUAGAUUGUGUCAUCCGCGGACUUGUUACGCUCACAGUAUAUUUAUCGGGCCGCAGCACCGUGCGGCCGUGUUCGUGUGCAGCUUUGACGCGCUCUUGCAUUGCUGUCGGACUGCCAGUGGAGUCAUGACGCUCAUGGAGUUCAUCGGUUGCGCCCUGAUCGGUUUCGGACCGGCGCUGUCUAUGUUCGCCAUCACCAUCGCCAGGGACCCGAUCCGAAUAAUCAUAUUAAUCACCGCGGCAUUUUUCUGGCUCCUGUCGCUGCUGCUGUCAUCUAUUGUUUGGUUUGCGGUGGUGCCACUGCGGAAGCAGUUGGCCUUUGGAGUCGUCUGCUCGGUGGCUUUCCAGGAAGCCGGCCGCUUUCUGUUUUACAGAGUGCUCAGGAAAGCCGAGUUGGGUCUGAAGAAGGUGACUGAGGUUGGCGCAGAUGGCGCUGUUGUGUCCAGUUCUCGCACAACGCUUUCCUACGUGUCCGGCCUGGGCUUUGGGGUGAUGAGUGGCGUGUUCUCGCUGCUCAACGUGCUGGCUGAUGCUAUUGGUCCCGGCACAGUGGGACUGAACGGCGGGUCAUCCUGUUUCUUCCUCACAUCAGCAUUGACGACAAGCGCGUUCGUGCUUCUGCAUACCUUCUGGGGGGUGGUGUCCUUCCACGCCUUGGACCAUGGCCGCUGGCCCCUGGUGGCCUUCGUCGGCAUCGCACAUCUAGUCGCCUCGUGCCUGACGCUGCUGAACCCUGCCGGCUACUACGUUGCCUCCCUGGUGCCUAUCUACCUCUUGCUGUUGGUGUCUGGCAUUCUGGCAUUCCAUGCAGCGGGUGGACGGGUUCAUGCGUUGGUGCGCUUCAAGGGACAAAGCCUGCCACAGCAGCAACAGCAGCAGCAGGCUUCGCCCCACUGAACAGCACUCCGUCCACACCGUGGCACCAACUCGCAUCGUGUCAGCGGGACUGACUGACAGACUGAUAUGUUCUUCGUUUCCGAGUGCUCAUUUCUUUUAUGAAUAAUGUAUUCUUAAAAUGAUGUCAUCCCAGAACAAUUUGAUAUACUAUGUGCGAUAACAAUUGAAAGAGGUCUCAUUUUUUGUCGUGAAGACAUCUCUGUAGGUGAGGCGCAUCGGCUGCAUCGUGGAGAUGGCACAACCUCGCCGAGUGACCUGCUGUAAAGAAAUACCUAAGAUGCAAAUGGUGUUUAGCCAAUUUUUUGGAUGUGAGGAAAGUAUGUUAUGUGAAGAUUUUGUUGGCUUUCACAUAGACAGUGUAGACGACCAAUCCAUGUAACGUGAACAGGGGCCCAUUCAGUCAAGUCUAAUGUCUGCACUUGCCGUCGACUGCCAGGUGUUCAGUUCAAAUAGAGCUCAACAGGUUGAAUUGACGGAUUAGUACAUGCACGUUCAUCAGAAAGCCUACAGUUAAUGAACAGACACAAAGAGGUGAUAGGACAAUGCACAUACAUGGCCUGUUAGAAUAGCAUGGAUGACUUGUAGCUUUCCAUCAGGUCACAGAACUGAAUCAGAGUUGCAGCGGCUGCGUUUCAGUAGGCACAACAUGCUAAAGCGCAUGUUAUUUCGGCAUUGAGUGCUACUUCAGAACAUUCGAGUUGGUCAGAACCAAUUCCCUUCUUGCAUGCUUCAUAGCCAGGUACAAUUUCAAUGCGUAAAGCUGUAUAACUUUUAAUCGAAGGAAAGCAUGGCGUUUUCGUCUUAUGAAAGUGUCCUAUUUGUGUCAAGUUUAUUACAGGUAGAGCAAGCAUUCUUUGAUAGGUUGAUUUGGAAGACUUGAUUUUACCUAAUUACUCAAGAAGCAAGUGGUAUUCCUGGGGACUGAGACAUCCCUGCAAGGGUCAGUGUAAUAAAGACCUGCACAGCCAAUGCCAUGAAAAGAAUGUUUGAAGAAUCGUGUGACAUGACUCCGCUUGCUCACUUGUGCUAUCAUCGCUUAUUAUUGUGUGAAUUUUUAAUGCACUGUCUCACUGUUCAAUCUGAAAAGUUGCUCGGUCACUUGAAGUCUUAAAGAAUAGUUUGCCUGAGGACUCUUACCCAGGAGCACUGUAAACUAGACUCACACUUGAAAGGCCCCAUAGCGUUUUGAAUGCUAUGGUGCAUUUUCAUUGCCAUGAUGACACUGCAGAAUUCAGGAGAAAGCCUAUAGAAUGCCAGCUUUCGUAAGCUCGCAAAAAUUUGCACUGAGGAUGAAUGUGGUGAUUGGUUGAGAAUGACGGUGAUAAAAUGUGCCCAGAUUUGGCAAGUAGUUCCUGCUGAAUAGGCGAAGACUACAUGCAGCAAAUGGUUGUGUGUCUGCAAGUUGCAGUUAAAAUGUCUACUUUCAUGUGAUUAUAUUUAUUUCACUGCUGUUUCUGUAGCAGUUUUGAUGUCAUGGAUAUUUUAGCAGACCAGAAGUAGCAGAUUGGGUACAGUACUUGAUAUACCAAGCUGACAUGGCAAUGGGAGGUACGGUGAUACCUCCUGUGUACUGUACGAUGUCAGUGCGUGUGCCAGACGGUACGAAAUUUCUGGAGCCCUCUACUAUGGCGUGCCUCGUAAUCUUAUUAUUACAGUUAUGCAAUGUAAGGAGAAGCAGUCUUAUUGGCUGAAUGAAGCAUCCCAGUAGACCCUAGUUCUGUCAGUACCGGUGCUGCCAAAAUGGUAAGAACUGCAAAGUGGCACGACCAAAGUUACCAGACCCCUUGGAGACAUGUGCCAACCAGUCACAGUCACAAAACCGCCACACUUAUGCAACUCCUGGUGAACCCUUGCCUUUCAUUUACUAUUUACGUUUCUGCGUAGAUCAUAUGACUGCGAGUUUUUUAUGUGUGGAUGAACUUUCCUGCAUGAUAAUGCUUCCUUGGAGUGCAUUUAGACUGAUCAAAGGUGCCUGCUUCCGAUGGACGCUUUGUGGCUGUUUUGAGGCAUGCGAUUAUAUGAAGAUACGAUAAUGCCGACAGCUGCAUAAAAAAAAUCUAUACGGCCACAAAGAGUGCAGUGUUUAUGCGUUAUCGUUUAUAUGUUAUGUGGGUCGUUUAUGUUAUAAAUCUUGUGCAGCACCGACCCUUAGAUCAAGAAAGUUGGGAGUGGGGUUAAGGCAGGACGAGUUGAACUGAGAUGGUGUGUCGGUAUAAAUAAGAGGUCAACGGUAGGCUUCGUCAUGAGGAUGGUGGCUUGUACUUAACAUAUGUGCUAUCAGUUGAAAUACGCUUCGUCUUAUGAAAUAGAUAUGAUGAAAGCGCCCUGAAUGCGCGUGGAUGUUUUGUUGAAUAAGCACACUUUCUAACAGUGUCGCCCGUGCAGAGCAGGCCUGCAUGUCUGUAAGGCCGUGCAUGUUCCUGUGCACAUGGCGUCACAACUCUCAAUGGCUGCAAGGUGUCGCACCGCAGAGUGAUACGUGGCUGCAGCUGUACAUACAAGGUCACUGUAAAAGUGCAGUCGUGCGAAUAGCCCCUGUUCUAUUUGUAUAUGUGUUAAUCGUGUCGCACGUGCAUAUGCUUUAUUCCAACGUCUGGGAUCUUGGAGUGGGCCUUUGCUGGUUGGCUAAAUACCAGGUAGUCUUCCUGUUCUUUAAGAUUUGGGGCUUUUUUUUUUUUUCAUUUGAAGCUUGACCAGCUUCUUUUUCUUGUUUGGCUGUAUUUGAAGGUGCACUGGUGUCCAGGAAUUCUCCUGGUCAGGACCGUUCCCCGUGGACGGCCUCUCUGCAGCAUGGUGACCUUCCUUUUGACGUGUUUCUCCGCAGUGGUGUGAGCAGCAUUCCCGUCGCUCUGGUUGGUCACUUCAUUAAAUUAAAUUAUCACAAGGCCAUUCAAGAACACCUGCAUGCAGUGUUCCCAAACUACCAGAGCAUAAGUGAUGUGUGGCAUUUGGUCGCAGUAGGAUAGUAUGCAGAUCGCCAGACCAGGACUAUGUAAGAGAUCUUCUGAAAUGUUCAUUCUUUGUAUUGAUUCCACCACCCAUCCGGCUUGCACUGAAGGCAUCGUACGAGGUGUAAACACGCAACUGAGGCCAGCUGAAGCUCUUGAGAAGCUUUCUGUGGCAGGCGUGGUGGCGGUUUAUCGAUGCAAUCGAGUUGUGAAUGACAAGCGCAUCCCGACAGAGUCAGUGAUUGUGACAUUUUCUGGCACUUCCUGUCCUUCUGGGAAUAAAGCGUGGCCAUUAGUGUUUAGAGCAGAUCAGCGGGUGUCUUGUCUAUUACAACGCAAGAACUGCUGGAAAUUUCGGUCGUAGUGUUGGUGGCCUGCAAGUUGGAGGGGCGAUGUAGCAGAUGUGGGGAACAUCAUGCAAAUUGCGAAUGUACGGCACAAGGAUGACGUGUUGUUUGUAGUGGUGGACAAAAUGUUGCCAACUAUUGAGAUUGUCCAAUUCAGACAACAAUAAAUGCAAGUUCUGGAA